CCCGCCUAUCAAUCCGCCAACCGGUCACUUGCCAUCCUCUUCCCCCUUCCAUCCUCCAUCUCUUCCUUGAAUCUGUGUUAUUUAGAUUCAUUUUCAUCUCAUUUCAAUAAAUCCAUCUUUUGUUGGGUCUAUUGAACCCUCCAAUCGGUUCUCUCCCGCCGUCCUAUCUGUUGCGCGGUUGGAGCUCCGUUCAGUGGCGUAUCACCCGUUUGCCUGUUCGGUUGCCACAGCUCUCACGUUCGAUAUCUGUUUAUCAUUAUCAUCAGAAGCAUCUACUUCACAUUCAUCAUGAAGUUACUUGCCUCGACUCUUUUGCUAGGGGCUGCCUCUGCUGCAGUUGCACCGCAGCAGCAGGUCUUCCAGGCUCCCAAGCCGGCGACUGGAGCUUGGUCCAAGCCUCUCCACUCCCUGCAGGACUCGCUGAAGUCCCUCUCCGCCGAGGCUCGCGCGGCCUGGGAUGAGGUUUCUGCACUAUUCCCUGAAGCCAUUGAGCAAGCUACCUUUUUCUCCUCCCCUAAGCCGCACUCCCGCCGACCCGAUCACGAAUGGGAUUUCGUGAUGAGAGGUGAGGAUGUCCAGAGCGUCUGGGUCCAGAACUCCAAAGGCGAGAAGGAGAGAGAGGUUGGCGGAAAGCUAGAGAACUAUAACUUGCGGACAAAGAAGGUCGAUCCGAGUGAGCUCGGCAUUGAUCCUGGUGUAAAGCAGUACAGUGGUUAUCUUGACGACGAAGAGGAGGAUAAGCAUCUCUUCUACUGGUUCUUUGAGUCUCGGAACGACCCCAAGAAAGACCCCGUUAUUCUAUGGCUCAACGGUGGUCCCGGAUGUUCCUCCCUGACUGGUCUUUUCAUGGAGCUUGGACCAUCCUCGAUUGACGAAAACAUCAAGCCUGUCUGGAACCCAUACUCUUGGAACAGCAAUGCCUCGGUCAUUUUCCUUGACCAGCCUGUCAAUGUUGGCUUCUCCUAUAGUGGUGGCUCCGUCAGCAACACGGUUGCCGCCGGCAAGGACGUGUAUGCUCUCCUAACCCUUUUCUUCAAGCAAUUCCCCGAGUACGCUCAUCAGGACUUCCACAUUGCCGGUGAAUCGUACGCGGGUCACUACAUUCCCGUCUUUGCUUCUGAGAUUCUGUCUCACAAGAAGCGCAACAUUAACCUGAAAUCCGUCCUCAUUGGCAACGGUCUUACCGAUGGCUUGACCCAAUAUGAGUACUACAAGCCCAUGGGAUGUGGAGAGGGCGGCUGGCCCGCUGUUCUGGACGAGGGCACUUGUGCUGCCAUGGAGAAGUCUUACCCUCGCUGCGCCAAUCUCAUCCAGGGCUGCUAUGACAGCGGCAGUGUCUGGUCUUGUGUCCCCGCCUCUAUCUACUGCAAUAAUGCUCUGAUUGGCCCCUACCAGCGCACUGGACAGAACGUCUAUGACGUGCGAGGCAAGUGCGAAGAUGGCAACCUUUGCUACAAGCAGCUUGGCUGGAUCAGCGACUACCUGAACGAGCCCAAGGUGCAAAAGGCCCUUGGUGCUGAAGUCUCUGGUUACGACAGCUGCAACUUUGACAUCAACAGAAACUUCUUGUUCCAGGGAGACUGGAUGCAGCCUUUCUUCCGUCUCGUCCCUAGUCUCUUGGAGGAGAUUCCUGUCCUCAUCUACGCUGGUGACGCCGAUUACAUCUGCAAUUGGCUCGGCAACAAGGCCUGGACCGAGGCUCUCGAGUGGCCUGGCAAGGCCGCGUACAACAAGGUUGCCCUCGGCGACCUUUCUCUCUCCGAUGACGGCUCCAAGAUUGGCCAGGUCAAGUCCAGCGGGAACUUUACCUUUAUCCGUCUUCACGCUGGUGGACACAUGGUUCCCUUUGACCAGCCCGAGGCCAGCUUGGACAUGCUCAACCGCUGGCUUGACGGCGAGUGGGUUGCGUAAGCUCUGACUGUCAAUAUGUCAAGCUGUCAAGCAAACCUUGAAAGAAGUAGCAUUUUUUAUAUAGAUGGUCAAUGGCCACGCAUUUGUGUAGAAUGAAGUCGCUGGAAAGGGUUAUUUUUAUAUAGGAUAUGUUUAAAUUAGUUUAGGAAUUGUUACUCUGCAUUACCUUUUUUCUCAAUAUAGCCCAGACUGUCUAUUCACGUUUUCCUCAUCAUCUUAUCAUCGUAAGAAGAUGUGUCUUGAUCCAUUCAGAAACCCUAUGAAAGUAUCUUUGGUCGAUUGGCAUUCGAUAAUAUCGAGGGGAUCAUUCUGUCCAUUGUUGGACAGUGUGUAACAUAGGUAUCUUAGGUGUAGUCAUGCCUCACCGAUUCCUCUUCAUAUCCAUGACUUGUCUCCUCC
This is a messenger RNA of Xylona heveae TC161, 2310 nucleotides long. RefSeq names its product carboxypeptidase Y-like protein A. Gene Ontology annotation, cellular component: fungal-type vacuole. Lineage: Eukaryota; Fungi; Ascomycota; Xylonomycetes; Xylonales; Xylonaceae. The coding region runs from base 289 to 1911 and encodes 540 amino acids. Gene Ontology annotation, biological process: proteolysis. Gene Ontology annotation, molecular function: serine-type carboxypeptidase activity. The record is from RefSeq and is a predicted model, not a curated record. The transcript has 3 exons.